Messenger RNA from Centropristis striata (black sea bass), 2751 nucleotides. Its product is annotated as tensin-4-like. The record is from RefSeq and is a predicted model, not a curated record. Gene Ontology annotation, molecular function: protein binding. Lineage: Eukaryota; Metazoa; Chordata; Actinopteri; Perciformes; Serranidae. Bases 199 to 1983 code for a protein of 594 amino acids. The transcript has 12 exons.
GUGUUUAUGUAUAGUGUAUAACAGUGGGCAAAACUGUAUUUUCCUAGGACUAGGACUCUCUGGGAAAAAGCUUAUGAUGGAUCUGUUUUGCAAAGAGGACAAAAGCGAGGCUCUAAUUCCAGUAAAGACAGUGUAACUGAUCCCUUUUCAUUGUAUCUGUGCCUGUAGUUUUCCCAGAAGACUGUGAGCUCUCCUAACAUGAUGCCUACAACUAAAGGCAUGUCCCAAAUGAUACCCAAUCAUGUUCUGAGAGUGGGUCAAACUAUCCGCCUGGAGUCGGCACCGGAGAAGGUCAAUCAACAUCCUGGUCUCACGGAGCCCAGCAGUAACCCUGGUGCCUCUGAUCUUGACGUUUCCCUGGAUAAACUCAACCAGCUAAUCCUGGAACUCGAUCCGACAUUCGAACCCAUCGAGGUGAACAAAAGUCCUUUGUGCAUCAGCCCUCCUACAGACGACUCAGAUGAAGAUGACCCCCACUGUGUGUUGGUCCCUAGAGGAUGUCCCCCCUACUCCACACACACCGUGGUCCAAUCUGUGUCACCUAGUAUAGCCAUCCCUUCACCCAGCAGGGUCAGCUGCAGUCCCCAUGGGACACUGGUGUUCUCCAGCUCCCCUACAUCCUCCCUGCCUCCGCUGCCAUGUGGAAGUGCACCCCGAAGAAACGCCUCACCGAAGCCUGACGCAAGCAGUUUCCAAGGAUCACUGCGUUUGUCACAAUCCAACAGAAACAGCGCUGUCUCGCUCCUCUCCACGUCAACAUGCUCAGACACCAGCUACAUCCUUGGCAGUAACCUGUCCCUGGCUAGUGAAGACGCUGACUCUCCAGAGUUCAUCCUCACUCGCAUGUCUGGCUCCUUCAAUGACGGCUCCAGAACGACGCCAUUUGGAAAUAUGCAGAGCCCAGAAAAGCCUCCAUUGAUAAGGCGAGGGUAUCCACAGGAGCAUAACAGCAAAGGAGCACAGAGCAGCCCUGCUUCACUCUCUGGGUCUUUGAGCGAUAUACCUGUACUGCUAGUCAACGGUGCACCACAGCCAGAUCUAAACAUCCAGCCCCCUGGACCAGAAACUGACCUAAUACAGACCCUCCUUGUGUCCAACUCAAAGCCAUCUUCUCCUCACAGUUUCCAAGCUCGUUUCAAUGGCAGCCAGCCCUCAAUGAAGUUUGUCAUGGACACUUCAAAGUUUUGGUUCCGGCCACAUAUCAGCAGAGCAGAAGCUGAAGCACUGGUAAAGGACAAGGAAGCAGGAACAUUUGUGGUGAGAGACAGCACCUCAUACAGGGGCAGCUUUGGCCUGGCUGUGAAGGUGGACCAAACCGCCAACGUCACUACUAAUGCCUACCCAGGAGAGAGCACUUCAGAUGUUGUGAGACACUUCCUCAUUGAGUCAUCAGCUAAGGGUGUACGCAUCAAAGGCGCUUCUCAGGAACCUUACUUUGGGAGUCUCUCUGCACUGGUCUACCAGCACAGUAUUUCUGCUUACGCUUUACCUUGCAGAUUACUGCUCCACUCUCAAGACGUGGGUGCAGCAGAAGGGAGGGCAAAUGACAAACCAGCAUCAGAGGACAAGAGUAAAACAGCUUGCAAUUUCAUCUACCUGAAUGCCAUCCACACUGAGAUGCUGACAGGCCCUUGUGCAGUGCAGAAGGCGGUGUCCUCCACAUUCGAGAAGCCUUCGGGUUCCUUCACACCAACCAUAGUGAAUCUGAAGGUCUCUUUGAAGGGUGUCACGCUGACGGAUAUCAACAGGAAGCUCUUCUUCAGACGCCAUUACCCUGCUAACCUGAUCAGCUACAGUGGUGAAGAUCCAGACAAGCGACUGUGGGUGAAAGGUUGCAGUUUUGGUGCAAGGAUGUUUGGCUUCGUUGCAAAAGGUGUGGAGGCCGGCAUGGAAAAUGUCUGCCAUGUCUUUGCAGAAUACGACCCGCUGCAGCCUUACAACAAAGUCAUCGAGGUUAUUCAGGCUGCCAUAGCCAAGCCAUAGACACACAAGGACUGCGACCACGUGAUACAGCAAGGGAUCCUAAAGUCCUACUUACACUGUCUGUCUUAUACUGUACUUUCCUCUCAUAACCUGUCAAAUCUCGUAACAAAGUGGUCAUCGUAGUCUCUACUGUUGUUAAACUGGACAAGUAAUGUAUGUGCCAGUUUACAAUACCAGCGAAAUACCAGAAGGUCACAUGUUAAAAUGGUCACAUUACCAUGGUCACAUGAUAAAAGUCAUAUUGAACAGACAGGUGUAACUGUAGCAUAUAUGAAGAUAUACAAGACUGAAUAUAACAGGCCGGCAACAUUUGAUUGUAAACAAAUGGCGUGCUACUGUAAAAAAUAAUUUCUGAUGUUUGUAAAAAAAUUUUAAAUAAACACUAUUGUUGAUAAAAGUUAUUAUAUGAAGCUCACAAUGUAAAAUGUUAUUGUAGAAAAUGUUAGAAACCAACACCUUACAUAGAGGUGAAGCGGUCGAUUUGUCAGAUUUCUUAAUGUAAAAUGAUUCCCAUGUUUAUCUGCACAAGCUGAUGCUAUUAAAUGUGGUGAUGGGGGAUUUUGAAGGUUCUCUUUAUAGACUAGAGGGAAAAAACCUCUGACAUCAUGUCCUUGUCAUGUCCUUUCAUUUCAAAAUCAGAAACUUUGCAUAUGCCCUAGCUGUAAAGUGAGAAUGUAUUUAUUGUACUGCACUGUAAACAAUUUCUUCUCUGUAUAUGAUUUUUUUUUCAUUCAUUAUGAUGAGAAAUAAACAUGUUGAACUGUUGAA